Penicillium verhagenii is the source of this 2952-nucleotide messenger RNA. Its product is annotated as Hsp70 family protein. The coding region runs from base 1 to 2952 and encodes 983 amino acids. The transcript has a single exon. Gene Ontology annotation, cellular component: endoplasmic reticulum chaperone complex. Gene Ontology annotation, molecular function: ATP binding; ATP-dependent protein folding chaperone. The record is from RefSeq and is a predicted model, not a curated record. Lineage: Eukaryota; Fungi; Ascomycota; Eurotiomycetes; Eurotiales; Aspergillaceae. Gene Ontology annotation, biological process: negative regulation of hypoxia-induced intrinsic apoptotic signaling pathway; cellular response to hypoxia; endoplasmic reticulum unfolded protein response.
AUGGCUCUCCCGGGCCGCCAACGGCUACAUACUUCGCCAUUCCUCUCCCUCGUGAUUCUUCCUUUCCUCGUCUUCCUCCUCAGCUUUGCAGGAUCAGCUUCCGCAGCUGGAUCCGCUGUUCUCGGUCUCGAUGUCGGCACAGAGUACUUUAAAGCAACACUCGUGAAACCCGGUAUCCCUCUCGAGAUCGUACUUAGCAAGGACUCCAAGCGCAAAGAAGCUGCCGCCAUUGCAUUCAAGCCCACAAGAGACUCCUCUGCCGCUUUCCCUGAAAGAUUCUAUGGUGGUAAUGCGCUGGCCCUGGCGGCUCGCUACCCUGAUGAUGUCUACAGCAACCUGAAGGCACUUCUGGGUGUGCCUUUUAAUGACGGAAAUGACGACGCUGUGAAGAAUUACUGGAGCCGGUAUCCAGCUUUGAAACUUGAGAGCGCCCCCGAUGGCCGUGGCUCAGCUGCCUUCCGCAGCAAUCGACUUGGCGAAGCGGAGAAGAAGGACGCAUUCUUGGUUGAGGAGAUCUUAGCCAUGCAGUUGAAACAGGUCAAGGAGAACGCCGAUACCUUAGCUGGGAAGGGCUCUGAUAUCCGUGACGUGGUGAUCACUUAUCCCACUUUCUACACCGCGGAAGAGAAGCGGAGUCUUGUGUUGGCAGCAGAGCUGGCGGGUUUGAAUAUCGAGGCGCUUAUCAGUGAUGGGUUGGCUGUCGGAUUGAACUACGCCACUUCCAGAAGAUUCCCUAGCGUGACAGAUGGUGAAAAGCCCGAGUAUCACGUUGUCUACGAUAUGGGUGCUGGCUCAACAACUGUCAGCGUUUUACGGUUCCAGAGCCGUCAGGUAAAGGACAUUGGCCGCUUCAACAAGACAAUUCAGGAAGUCCACGUCCUUGGAGCUGGUUGGGAUAAGACUCUUGGAGGUGAUUCGCUCAAUGAUCUCAUUGUUGAUGAUAUGGUCGCCAAGUUGGUCGAGGACAAGAAGCUCAAGGACAAAGUCACACCGGAACAGGUCAAGUCGCAUGGAAAGACAAUGUCGCGUUUGUGGAAGGAUGCGGAGAAGGUCCGACAAGUUCUCAGUGCCAACACGGAGACAUCUACUAGCUUUGAGGGUCUUUACGAUGAUGACUUGACCUUCAAGUACAAGAUCACACGCGCUGCUUUCGAGAAGAUGGCUGCUGAACAUUCGGCCCGCGUCGGUGUUCCUCUGGAGCAGGCCCUGGAGGCGGCUAAGUUGAACCUUGACGAUAUUGACUCCGUGGUCUUGCAUGGUGGAGCUAUUCGCACACCUUUUGUUCAAAAGCAAUUGGAGAAGGUUGUUGGCUCAUCUAAGAAGCUUCGAACCAACGUCAACGCCGAUGAGGCCGCUGUCUUUGGUGCUGCUUUCAAGGGUGCCGCUCUUAGCCCUAGCUUCCGAGUCAAGGACAUUCGUGCCCACGAUGCGGCCACUUACCCUGUUGUUCUAAAGUGGAACUCCGACGGCAAAGAACGAAACCAGAAGCUCUUCACCUCAACUUCUCAGGUUGGUCCAGAGAAGCAAGUGACGGUUAAGAACUUGGACGAUUUUGAGCUCAGCUUCCACCAGCUCGUUGGGCAGAAUGAAUUGCCCGUUUUGAGUGUGCAGACCCAGAAUCUGACUGCAUCAGUGGCCAAGCUGAGAGAUAGCUUUGGUUGCUCGACUGCGAACAUUACCACUAAGUUUUCAAUCCGCCUCAGUCCCAUCGAUGGCCUUCCUGAAGUGACCGGUGGCAAUGUGAGCUGUGAAGUGGAAGCCGAAAAGAAGGGUAUCGUGGAAGACGUCAAGGGCUUCUUCGGUCUCGGUUCCAAGAAAGACGAGCAACAGGUCCUGGGUGAGGAUGGUGAACCAGCUGAAUCCAUUACCCUUGAUUCUGAACCCGAACCUUCAACCACCUCAUCGGCCGGUGACUCUACUGCCACUCCCGCUAUCAAGGAGACCACGAAGGGCACCAAAAUUGAGACCAUUCCUAUCGCUUUGAAGUCCACCUUGCUUGGAACCAAAGCCCCAUCAACCUCUGAGCUUUCCCGCAUUCGUGCUCGCCUGGCUGCCUUUGAAGCCUCGGACCGCGACCGUGUUCUCCGUGAAGAGGCUUUAAACGAGCUCGAGUCUUUCAUUUAUCGUAGUCGUGAUCUUAUUGAGGGCGAAGACUUCGUGAACGCAGUCAAAGCGGAUCAGUUGGCCACCCUUCAAGAGAAGGUAUCUCAGGCCAGUGACUGGUUAUACGAGGACAGUGACAAUGCACACACCGCAGAUUUCAAGGCGAAGCUGAAGGAUCUCAAGGCCAUUGUCGAUCCCGCCCUUAAGCGCAUCAAGGAAGCUUCUUCUCGCCCUGCGCGUGUGGAACUGCUUCAGGAGAUGUUGAAGAACGCCGAGUCCAUGAAGUCGCUGAUUGAGUCCCAAAUCGCAAUUGACGACGCCGCUUAUUCAUCCGAGCUCUCUGCUUCAAGCACCGCAACGGUUGAAGAGUCAGAAACUGGCUCUGCUAGCACUCCUACUGCCUCCCCCACCGACGAUCCUUUGGAUGAUCUCGAUGAUGACGUCUACUCGACUUCUAACAAGAAGACCUCUACCAAGUCUUCCGCUGCCGCUAAACCCACUGGACCCAAGUACUCCCUCUUCGCCCCAUCUGAUCUCAUCAGCCUUAAUCAAGCUUAUGACGCCACCAAGCCCUGGCUUGAGACUCAGCUCGAGCUGCAAGAAAAGCUGACCGAGUCGGAUGAUCCUGUCUUGACAGUUGUGGAGAUUGAUUCUCGUCUGCGCGACUUUGAGCGUAUCCUUAACCGCAUGUACGAGCGUAUGACUGCGGCGGCUGGAAAGGAUCAAAAGAGCAGUGGCAAGAAGGCCAAGAAGGAAAAACCAGAGGCAAAGCCUAAGAGCAAGGCCGGUAAGGGUCAAGAGAAGGAGAAGGAGCAGGCAAAGGAGGACGAUCGGAAGGACGAGCUCUGA